Anas platyrhynchos (mallard) is the source of this 3643-nucleotide messenger RNA. It is a transcript of the gene CLCN7, whose product is annotated as chloride voltage-gated channel 7. Gene Ontology annotation, molecular function: chloride:proton antiporter activity. The record is from RefSeq and is a predicted model, not a curated record. Gene Ontology annotation, cellular component: lysosomal membrane; intracellular membrane-bounded organelle. Lineage: Eukaryota; Metazoa; Chordata; Aves; Anseriformes; Anatidae. Gene Ontology annotation, biological process: transmembrane transport; chloride transport.
GCGGCGGCGGCGCGGGUCACAUGACCGGCGGGGGAGCCGGGGAGCGGCGGAGCCGCGCCGCCCAUGGCCAACGUCGCCAAGAAGGUGUCGUGGUCCGGCCGCGACCCCCGCGACGACGACGACGAGGACGGGAACGGGGACGGCCCCGCGGGGGAGAGCACCCCGCUGCUCAACGGCACCGGGCACGGAGCGCGGCAGUUCACUUCUUCCCUGCUGCGCCCUGGCCAGCUGAGCAAUGUGGAUCUCAACGAGGACGUCCGUGAGCUGGAGACGGAGCUGCCUCGGCCGUACCCCAACGAGAUCCCCCACAACGAGAAGCUCCUGUCGCUCAAGUACGAGAGCCUGGACUAUGACAACAGCGAGAACCAGCUGUUCCUGGAGGAGGAGAGGAGGAUUAACCACGCGGCCUUCCGGACGGUGGAGAUCAAGCGCUGGGUCAUCUGUGCCAUGAUCGGCAUCCUGACCGGCCUCGUCGCCUGCUUCAUCGACAUCGUGGUGGAGAACCUGGCCGGGCUGAAGUACCGAGUGGUGAAGGACAACAUCGACAAGUUCACGGAGAAGGGGGGCCUGUCGUUCUCCCUCUUGCUCUGGGCCACCCUGAACGCCAGCGUGGUGAUGGUGGGCUCCGUCAUCGUCGCUUUCAUAGAGCCCGUGGCAGCUGGCAGCGGCAUUCCCCAGAUCAAAUGCUACCUCAACGGCGUGAAGAUCCCGCACGUUGUCCGCCUCAAGACCCUGGUGAUCAAAGUCUGCGGGGUCAUCCUCUCGGUGGUCGGCGGCCUGGCCGUUGGGAAGGAAGGACCCAUGAUUCACUCCGGAGCAGUGAUCGCUGCUGGCAUCUCCCAGGGGAGAUCCACGUCUUUGAAGCGAGACUUCAAGAUCUUCGAGUACUUCCGCAGAGACACAGAGAAGAGGGACUUUGUCUCAGCUGGAGCUGCUGCUGGUGUCUCGGCCGCGUUCGGUGCCCCUGUGGGGGGCGUCCUCUUCAGCUUGGAGGAAGGGGCUUCCUUCUGGAACCAGUUCCUGACGUGGAGAAUCUUCUUUGCCUCCAUGAUCUCGACGUUCACUCUGAACUCUGUGCUGAGCGUUUACCACGGCAAUGCUUGGGAUCUCUCCAGCCCCGGGCUCAUCAAUUUCGGCAGGUUUGAUAACGAGAAAAUGGGAUACACGAUCCAGGAAAUUCCUAUCUUCAUCUUCAUGGGAGUGGUUGGCGGGAUCCUGGGGGCCCUGUUCAAUGCCCUGAAUUACUGGUUAACGAUGUUCCGGAUCAGGUACAUCCACCGGCCCUGCCUCCAGGUGAUUGAGGCCAUGCUGGUCGCAGCGGUGACGGCGGCUGUGGGGUUUGUCAUGAUUUACUGCUCUCGAGACUGCCAGCCCAUCCAGGGGAGCACGGUGGCCUACCCCCUGCAGCUUUUCUGUGCUGAUGGAGAGUACAACUCUAUGGCCACUGCCUUCUUCAACACACCUGAGAAAAGCGUUGUCAACCUCUUCCACGACCCUCCAGGUUCCUACAACCCCAUGACGCUGGGGAUGUUCACCCUGAUGUAUUUCUUCCUGGCCUGCUGGACGUAUGGCCUCACGGUGUCGGCGGGGGUCUUCAUCCCUUCCCUGCUGAUCGGCGCUGCCUGGGGGAGGCUGUUCGGCAUCUCCCUGUCCUACCUGACCAAGGGCUCGAUCUGGGCUGACCCUGGGAAGUACGCCCUGAUGGGAGCUGCUGCACAGCUGGGCGGGAUAGUGCGGAUGACGCUGAGCCUCACGGUCAUCAUGAUGGAGGCAACAGGCAACGUUACCUACGGCUUCCCCAUCAUGCUGGUGCUGAUGACAGCGAAGAUUGUGGGCGACUACUUCGUGGAGGGGCUGUAUGACAUGCACAUCCAGCUGCAGAGCGUGCCCUUCUUGCACUGGGAGGCCCCGGUGACGUCCCACUCCCUCACGGCCAGGGAGGUCAUGAGCACUCCUGUCACCUGUCUGCGGAGGAUUGAGCGGGUGGGCACGGUUGUGGACAUCCUCAGCGACACCUCCUCCAACCACAACGGCUUCCCCGUGGUGGAGAGCAACCCCAACAGCACCCAGGUGGCCGGGCUGCGGGGUUUGAUCCUGCGCUCCCAGCUCAUCGUCCUGCUGAAGCACAAGGUUUUUGUGGAGAGGGCCAACCUGAGCCUGGUGCAGCGGCGGCUGAAGCUGAAGGAUUUCCGGGACGCCUACCCCCGCUUCCCCCCCAUCCAGUCAAUCCACGUCUCCCAGGACGAGCGCGAGUGCAUGAUCGACCUGAGCGAGUUCAUGAACCCCUCGCCCUACACCGUGCCUCAGGAGGCGUCUCUGCCACGGGUCUUCAAGCUUUUCCGGGCCCUGGGCCUGCGGCACUUGGUGGUUGUGGACAAUCGCAACGAGGUGGUGGGCAUGGUCACCCGCAAGGAUCUUGCCCGGUACCGGCUGGGGAAGGAAGGGCUGGAGGAGCUCUCGCUGGCACAGACGUGACGUGGGGCAGCGCCGCCCAGCGGGAUCGCACGCUGGCCCCUCUGAGACUGGGACCCUCGUUUGGUAGAGGCAGGGGGAGGACUGGGCUGGCUCCUGGAGGUAGCGUGGUGCCUGGAGCACUGGCACAGCUGUCCUGCCCCGGCUCUCCCGUGUGUCGCUGCCUUCCCACCUCUGCCAGCUCCUCUCCUCCUCGCCCUUUCCUCUGCUUCCCUGAGGGAUCAAAAUAUGCUGUUGGUUCUGUUAGCUCUUUGAGUAAGCUCCCCGGGGGUUGUGUGAAGGCUGCAGCGUGCCUGGGGAGCCAGAGUGCCCUGCUGAGCUGGGUGCUGUCUCCCUGCCCUCUAUCCCUGCUGCUGCCCUGGGCAUCCCGGGACUGGGCACCUCCUGUGGGGCUGGGGCUGGCUCUGCAGGGAUGGGAGGUUGCAGGGCUCUCCCCUGCUCCCAGCGCCCUGUCCCCUCUCCCCACGCUGCUGCUGGCUGGCUUGGGCUGAGCCCUGUGUCUGUUACUUUGGCCAGAGGGGAUCCCUGCCCUGCCCCCUGUGCAAUAAAAGGGCUCCCAUGGUUCAGCAGCUGCUGUCUCUUGCUCUUUCUUGGCUCCCUUGACUGCUGUGCCCCUAAGCCUGUGGGGUGAGGACACCGUGUGGCCCAUCCUCGUGGCUUGGAGGGGAUAAGAAGGGGAGGGCUUCCCUGGGGUGGUGGUCCUGGAACGUGACCCUAGUGUGUUCCCCUGUGCCUCCGGCCCUCCCCUCGGUCUCCUCAGUGCUGCUGCAUCUCCCCUGCAGUGAUACUGGGUUGAAAGUGACCCCAGCUUCAUUCCUUCACUUUCUGCACCUUGGUCCAGACCUUUGCAGCAGCCUGGGUCCUGCUGGCCUUGGCUGCUGCCCCCUGAAACCAGCCACCACAUCCAGCCACAGGGACAGAGCCGAGCCUGCAGCUCCCUGGGUGGCUCCAGCCCUCACGGUUCCUUGCCCUCGAAGCUCCAACUCCUUUAUCUUCCCCUGCCCUCAUUACCCCCUGCGCUGGCCUUGCCCCUGCUCCAUGCACCGCACCCCUGGGGUGUGAGUGCUCUGCACUGUGUUCUGGGGGGGACCUGGGCAGGGCCAACCUGGCCUCUAGGGGCUUUCUACUGCGGGCUACUUCUGUGCUGAAAUAAACCCUGUUUGUACUUUUA